AUGGCCUCAAAUCCCCCCGAUGGCGGCGCCGAUGAACCAAAUCAAGACGGCGAGGAUUUGGAGAUAGACCACGGGUAUGACACUGAGGACUCGGGCUUCGAGCAAGACUCUGUCUUGACGGAAUCAGUUCGUUCGAGUAUAUAUCAAUACAAGGUCGAGAAUGGCCGGACGUACCAUGCAUAUAAAGAAGGCCAGUACUUCAUGCCCAACGACUCUGCCGAGCACGAGCGACUGGAGUUGCAACACCGCGCAAUGUUUCUCGCUGCCGGCGGCCAGCUCUUCUAUGCACCUGUCAAGCGGCUCCAGAACGUCCUGGACUUGGGCACCGGCAUUGGAACAUGGGCCAUCGAUGUGGCCGACGCCCACCCAGAGGCCAUCGUGGUAGGUGUCGACUUGAGUCCGAUUCAGCCGACAGUCGCGCCGCCAAACACCAAGUGGGAGAUCGAUGAUGUCGAGGAUGACUGGACAUGGCCACCAAACCACUUCGAUCUCAUAUACAGCCAGUUCAUGCUCAGCGGGAGUAUCGCGGAUUUCCCAAAGUAUUUCCGACAGGCUUUCAGGCCCGGUGGCUACUUCGAGCUUCACGAUCUGGCCACAUACCUUCGAAGCGACCACGCUCCGAUUAGUCCAGACAACGCCGUUGACGAGUGGUGUCGUCUGAUGCGACAAGGCAUCACCGGCAUGGGGCGUCGGCUUGACCUGAACUUCGAGGCAUUGGGAAACAUGAUGCGUGAGGUUGGCUUUGUUGACGUGGUUGUCCGACCGUUCAAGAUCCCCAUCGGACGAUGGCCGGCCGAUGCGAGACUGAAGGAGGCAGGGCUGUUUCAACUGUACGCAAUGCUGGAGGGCGUCGAGGCACUGACUCUUGCCAUCUUCACGCGCUGUCUGGGCUGGGAGCCAGAACGUGUCCAGGUGUUCCUCGCUGAUGUGAGGAAAGAGUUCAAGAAGACGAAACGAUAUACUUACUGGCCUUGUGCCGUGAUAUAUGGCAGGAAACCUGAAGGGGGGGUGUCCUCAACAGGCUCUGCGACAUAA
Fonsecaea erecta is the source of this 1035-nucleotide messenger RNA. RefSeq lists its product as hypothetical. The transcript has 4 exons. Gene Ontology annotation, molecular function: methyltransferase activity. The record is from RefSeq and is a predicted model, not a curated record. Lineage: Eukaryota; Fungi; Ascomycota; Eurotiomycetes; Chaetothyriales; Herpotrichiellaceae. Bases 1 to 1035 code for a protein of 344 amino acids.